This is a messenger RNA of Dromaius novaehollandiae (emu), 3134 nucleotides long. It is a transcript of the gene AXL, whose product is annotated as AXL receptor tyrosine kinase. Gene Ontology annotation, molecular function: ATP binding; protein binding; transmembrane receptor protein tyrosine kinase activity. Bases 259 to 3006 code for a protein of 915 amino acids. The transcript is spliced from 19 exons. NCBI's taxonomy places the organism in Eukaryota, Metazoa, Chordata, Aves, Casuariiformes, Dromaiidae. Gene Ontology annotation, biological process: cell surface receptor protein tyrosine kinase signaling pathway; positive regulation of phosphatidylinositol 3-kinase/protein kinase B signal transduction; positive regulation of kinase activity. The record is from RefSeq and is a predicted model, not a curated record. Gene Ontology annotation, cellular component: plasma membrane; signaling receptor complex.
CCUCCUCCUCCUCCUCCCCCCCCUCCCCCCCCGCCCGGGACGCGCCGCCCGCGCUCAGCGGCGCUGCCACCGCGGCCGCGGCUGCUCCGCCCGGCCCGGCCCGGCCCGGUCCCGGUCCCGGUCCCGGUUCGGUCCCGGCCAGGUCCCGGCAAGGUCCCGGUGCGGCCCGGAGCCGUCUGACCCGGAGCGGUCCCGGUUCUGGUCCCGGUUCUGGUCCCGGUUCUGGUCCCGGUCCCGGUUCUGGUCCCGGCCCGGCCCAUGGCGCCGCUCGGCCCCGCGCUCCUCGCCCUGCUGGCGGCCGCCGCGCUCGGCUCCCGCCCCGGUCCCAGCUCCAGCCCCGGCCCCAGCUCCAGCCCCGGCCCCGAUCCGGCCCCGCGCGCCGCCUCCUUCCUGGAGAGCCCGGCGAACCUGACGUCGUCGGCGGGGGGGGCGGCGCGGCUGCGCUGCACCGUGCGGGCGGCCGCCGACCCCCCCGCCGACCCCCCCGAGCUGGGCUGGCGGCGCGACGGGCACCCGCUGCAGCUGGCCGACACCGACCAGGCCCAGGUGCCGCUCGCCGACGGCCUCUGGCUCGUCACCAGCCAGCUCAGCAUCCCGGCCGUGCAGCUCUCGGACGCCGGGCGCUACCAGUGCUCGGUGCGGGUGAGCGGCGAGGAGAUCCUGUCCGCCGAGGCGCACCUGCAGCUGGAAGGGCUGCCGCUGUUCUCGGAGGAGCCGCAGGACCUGGCCGUGGCGGCCGCCACCCCCUUCACGCUGCGCUGCCGGGCCCAGGGCCCCCCCGAGCCCGUGCGGCUGCUGUGGCUGCGCGACGGGGCCCCCCUGCCCCCCCCGCCGGGCCCCGGCGGCCCCCCGCCCUCCACCCUGGCCGUCGGCGGGCUGAACCGCAGCGCCACGUUCUCGUGCGAGGCCCACAACGCCCGGGGCGUCAGCACGUCGCGCACGGCCACCGUCACCGUGGUGCCGCAGCCCCCCCGGAACCUGGUGCUGGUGACGCCGGGGCCGCGCUCGCUCGAGGUGACCUGGGAGCCGGGGCCCAGCGGGGAGGCGCCCCUGAGCCUCUGCACCGUGCAGGCGGUGCGGGCGGAGGAGGAGCCGAGCGGCGCGGCGGCGCCGGGGCCGGGGCCGGGGCCGGGGCCGGGGCCGGGGCCGGGGCCGGGUCUCUACGAGCGCGCGGUGCCGGUGCCGCCCUUCGCCCACCGCCUGGAGGCGCUGCAGCCCUGCGCCGCCUACCGCGCCCGCGUGAGCUGCCGCAGCGCCCAGGGGGCCUCGCCCUGGGGGCCCUGGGUGCCCAUGAGCACCCUCGAGGCCGCGCCCGGGGCCCCCCCGGAGAACGUGACGGCGGAGCGGGCGGGCGCCGGGGCCCGGGUGCGCUGGGCGGCGCCGCGCGGGCGCCUCAACGGGCAGCUGCGGGGCUACCGGCUGGGCUACCGCCGGCCCGGCGCCCCCGAGGUGGUGCUGGACGUGGGGCUGGCGCAGGAGGCGACGCUGGAGCUGCCGCCGGGGAGCCGCAACGUGACGGUCCGCGUGCGGCCCUACACGGGGGCCGGCGCCGGGCCCUGGAGCCGCCCCGUCGCCCUGCCGCCCCCCGGAGCGCAGCCGCCGCCGGGGGCCGGAGCCGGGGGGGGGCCGGAGGUGGCGGGGGCCGGCGCCGGCCCGGCGCGGGGCUGGUGGCUGGCGGGGCCGGUGCUGGCGGCGCUGGCGGCGCUGGCGCUGGCCCUGGGGGUGCUGGGCGCCCGCCGCCGCCGCAAGGAGACGCGUUUCGGGGAGGCCUUCGAGCCCCGCGCCCGCCGCGGCGACCUGGUGGUGCAGUACCGCGUGCGCAGGUCCUACAGCCGCCGCACCGCCGAGGCCACGCUGAACAGCCUGGGCAUCAGCGCGGAGCUGAAGGAGAAGCUGCGGGACGUCAUGGUCGACCGGCACAAAGUGGCGCUGGGCAAGACGCUGGGAGAGGGCGAGUUCGGCUCCGUCAUGGAGGGGCAGCUCAGCCAGGACAACUGCGUGCUCAAGGUGGCCGUGAAGACCAUGAAGAUCGCCAUCUGCACCCGCAGCGAGAUGGAGGACUUCCUCAGCGAGGCCGUCUGCAUGAAGGAGUUCGACCACCCCAACGUCAUGCGGCUCAUCGGCGUGUGCCUGCAGAGCGGGGGCGGCGGGGGCUUCCCCUCGCCCGUCGUCAUCCUGCCCUUCAUGAAGCACGGCGACCUGCACAGCUUCCUGCUCUACUCCCGCCUGGGCGACAGCCCCCUGGCGCUGCCGCUGCGGACGCUGGUGGGCUUCAUGGCCGACAUCGCCAGCGGCAUGGAGUACCUGAGCGGCAAGAACUUCAUCCACCGCGACCUGGCCGCCAGGAACUGCAUGCUGGACGAGCGGCUGCGCGUGUGCGUGGCCGACUUUGGGCUCUCCAAGAAGCUCCGCAGCGGCGACUACUACCGGCAGGGCCGCGUGGCCAAGAUGCCCGUCAAGUGGAUCGCGCCCGAGAGCCUGGCCGACCGCGUCUACACCACCCAGAGCGACGUGUGGUCCUUCGGGGUGACCAUGUGGGAGAUCGCCACGCGGGGCCAGACGCCCUACCCGGGCGUGGAGAACAGCGAGGUCUACGACUACCUGUGCCAGGGCCACCGCCUGCGCCAGCCCCCCCACUGCCUCGACGGCCUGUACGGGCUGAUGCGGCGCUGCUGGGCGCUGGAGCCGCGGGAGCGGCCGCGCUUCGGGGAGCUGCGCGGGGCCCUGGCCAAGCUGCUGCGGGGGCUGCCGGCCCCCCCCGGCCCCCCCGGGCCCCCCACCGCCCUCUACGUCAACCUGCGGCGGGCCCCCGCCCCCCCCCCGCCCCCGGGGGCCCCCGGCCCCGCCGCCGCCGUCCCCCCCGCCGCCCCCCCGGCCCCCCCCGCCGCCUCUGCCGCCGACGGGGCCCCCCCGGGCCGCUACGUGGCCUGCCCGGCCCCCCCCGAGAGCGGCCGCCCCCCCGGCGAGCCCCCCGCCCCCUGCGCCGCCUCCGAGGAGGGCGCCUGAGACCCCCCCCCGCCCCACGGCUGCCCCACUGCCACGGCCGGGACCCCCCCGAGCUGCCCCACUGCCAGAGCUGGGACCCCCCCGCUGGGGACGGACCCCCCCCCCCCAGCUGCCCCACUGCCAGAGCU